AUGAGCUAUUUGAAGGCGGAACUCCUUACGAAAGAUAUAGGAGAAUAUGAUGAAUACGAUUAUUGGGAAGAAUUUUACAGAAAGGAAGACUAUCAUGAAGUGCCAACCGAGAAGCUCACAAAAGAAGUUGGAACUGAGGAAAAUACAACAAUUUCUGAAGUUAAGAUUGGAGUAGUGCCAAUUCCGUCUCAAAGGAAUGAUAUACAAAGCGAUCAUGUCGCGACGAAAUCGUCGUCAAAUCACAUCCCGGAAAAUGUGAAAAAGAUUGAAAGCAAAGAAAAAAAGAAGUCGAUUAUUCAAGCAAUUCCAAAAGUUACGUCUAAAAACAGGACUUCAAAGUCAAGUGUUCGUCGUCGAAAUUCACUUAUGAAAGAAGUGAGCGCGAAAUCGGAGAAGAAGGCGAAUUCGAUUCAUAAGACAGUUAAACUACCACUACCUCCAAAAGAUUUUCACGAGCAAGCAAUUCGCGAACUUGAUGAAGAACUCAAUGAUUCAAUUAUUGGGGAACCGAGAAGUCGUUUGGAAAAAUAG
This is a messenger RNA of Caenorhabditis bovis, 531 nucleotides long. The record is from the annotation of a GenBank genome assembly. Lineage: Eukaryota; Metazoa; Nematoda; Chromadorea; Rhabditida; Rhabditidae.